This is a messenger RNA of Didymodactylos carnosus, 943 nucleotides long. Lineage: Eukaryota; Metazoa; Rotifera; Eurotatoria; Philodinida; Philodinidae. The record is from the annotation of a GenBank genome assembly.
AUGGGUAAUACUACAUUUACUUCUAAACGGAGUAAAAAGAAAAGCUCAGUCAAAGACCACCAGAUAAAUCAUGUCAAUCAAUCACCCGUCGUCGAGUAUAAAACAAAUGAUGUCAGUCAACCACCCGUUGUCAAGUACACAACAGAUGAUACCAGUCAAUCACCCGUUGUGGAGCACACAACAAAUGAUGCCAAUCAAUCACCCGUUGUCGAGCACACAACAAAAGAAGAGCCGUCCACCCCACAAACCAUUUGGAAUCCAGUAUUCAACGAAUUUAAACUUGAAGACAGCCCGCAAAAUGUCAAUUCCUAUCUUCCGAAACAGUUUUCUGCUCCGACUUGGACGCAUCUGCCACGAGCUGAUGAAUACAAGCAAGAUGUGGUCAAAUAUUUUUGGUUAAAACUGAGCGAAUUUGGGGAUGAAAUUACAAAAUUUAUUCCACCGAAUGUAUCCAUCGAAGAAUCGAGCUAUGUCUGCUUUUUAUUUUUCGAUCAAAAAUUAUUUCGUAUUUCCAUUCGAUUAUUUCACGAUGGCCGGCACCAGAAUUAUGAUGAAAUAAUCGAAGCAUAUGCUAAAGCAGUGAAUACUCCGAUAAUCAUAACUGAAAAUGGAAAGGAAUUCUACUAUGAAGACAACAGAAUCGCCUAUUUUUCACGUUUUUCAACAGACAAAAGUCAUAGUCUCAUUGAAGUUAUUCGAAAAGAUCAGACAACAUCGGAUGAUGGCCAUCAGUAUUUUCGUUCAGCAACUCAUCAUCAGUCACGUAAGUUAUCUGUUGAACCGUUGAUCUCACCGCAGCCGGACAAAUAUGACAUCAUGAUUUCUUACUCUCAUCAUGAGAAAGAAGUUUGUCAUCGUCUUUACUACCGUUUACUCGAGAGCAAGUUUCGCGUAUGGAUAGAUCUCGAAAAUAUGUAUGGUCCAAUCGUCGAACGAAUGGCAG